UAAUUCUCAUCAAACUUCCUAACAAACAACAUCUUAAAUAUUUCAACCUCUAUUUGUAGCCAUGUCUUGUGUUUGUGUGUGAGUAGUAGUACUAGUCCCAGAGAAAGAGAAGAAGAUGGGAAGAGGAAGAGUGCAGUUGAAGAGAAUAGAGAACAAGAUCAACAGACAAGUGACCUUCUCCAAGCGCAGAUCAGGUUUGCUAAAGAAAGCACAUGAAAUCUCAGUCUUGUGUGAUGCUGAAGUUGCUCUUAUUGUCUUCUCCACUAAAGGAAAGCUCUAUGAAUACUCAAGUGACUCCAGUAUGGAAAGAAUCAUUGAACGUUAUGAGCAUUACUCAUAUGCAGAAAAGGCUCUCUCAAUGACAGAACCUGAUUCACAGGGAGAUUGGUUCCUUGAAUAUGGUAAGCUGAAGGCCAAGAUAGAGAUUAUCCAAAAAAGUCAAAGGCAUCUCAUGGGAGAUCAACUUGAUACAUUGGGUAUAAAACAACUCCAACAUCUAGAACAACAGCUUGAGAAUUCCUUGAAGCAUAUUAGAUCAAGAAAGAGCCAUCUUCUAUCAGAUUCGAUAGCCGAUCUUCAAAAGAAGGAGAAGUUACUAAUGGAGCAAAACAAACUUCUUGAAAAUGAGGUCAUGGAGAAGGAGAAAGCAAGAGCAAUGGCAGAGCAAACACAAUGGGAGCAGCAAAAUCAAGCACAACAAACAACAAGCUGUUCUUCAGCACCUUCAUUCCUUAUAACAACGGACUCACUUCCCACCCUAAACAUUGGGUAUCUACAAACUUCUUCUUCUUCUAAUGCACAUACGAAUUAAUUUUCAAGGGAGAGCAAAUGAAGAAGAACAGGAAGGACAAAGGAAUCAGGUUCAGAUUGCCAGUAGUAGCCUUUUGCCUCCAUGGAUGCUUCGUCCUCAAUGAAGGAUAAGAUCAAUACAUGAUCUAUAUCCACCUAUCUAUCUCUUUAUAUAUAUAUAUAUAUAUAUAUGUAUCAUGUGUGUGUAUUGACAUAAAUUCAAGUAUUUUGUCUCUAGAAGUUUGUUUGUACUGAUACUGUUUUGUCUAUCUUCAGAGUUAUAUAUAUUUUCUAUUUAAAUA
Molecule: messenger RNA, 1091 nt
Organism: Dioscorea cayenensis subsp. rotundata (Guinea yam)
Lineage: Eukaryota; Viridiplantae; Streptophyta; Magnoliopsida; Dioscoreales; Dioscoreaceae
Product: truncated transcription factor CAULIFLOWER A-like
Exons: 8
Coding region: 116-811 (231 amino acids)
Biological process (GO): positive regulation of transcription by RNA polymerase II
Cellular component (GO): nucleus
Molecular function (GO): DNA-binding transcription factor activity, RNA polymerase II-specific; protein dimerization activity; RNA polymerase II cis-regulatory region sequence-specific DNA binding
Source: RefSeq, a predicted model, not a curated record